GCCACGAGAAAAAUGAUGGAAAAUGGACGGUGGCGUGUGUUCAUUAUUCCUCAGUUACCCUGAAUUAAACAAUAUCAAGGAUUAACCGAGUAAUUAAAAAAAUUUGUGAAUUUGUCCUAUGGAAAAUAGACCCCAAUAAUCAGCGUUUCAUCACCUGAAGUGCGACAAAUCCAACGUGAUUAAUUGGUGAAUUUGGUUAGAGGGAUAUUGUGUGGGUAAACUGGAGUCAGAUCGGAGCAAUAUGGCGAGUCCAUCGCCCCAGUCGUCUCCCAUGCCUCCACCCCAAGCACCGAGUCCAAUGGGACCACCUCAGCAAGCACCAUCACCAUCAAAUCCACAGGGAAGUCCUAUGGGACCUCCUCAGCAUCAUCCUCACAGUCCAACGCAGGGAUAUCCUGGUGGUGCACCAACUGGACCCCCAAUGCCACAGCCACCUCCACAGCAACCACCGCCCCAGCAGGCAAAUUAUCCACCACAUUCCCAGGGAAUGCCUGCUAAUAUGUCACAGUCGAUCUCCUGUGGAGUUGGUCCAGGAACGGGUCCAAUGGGUCCAGGGCAGAUGGGUCCAGGUGGAUCUCUUCCAAUGGGUGGUGGUCCAGCUCAGAUGGGCCCGGGUGGUAAUCAAAUGGGUCCCAAUCAGAUGCAGCAGAGCCAGCAGCAGCCCCAGAGUGUUCCUCCAAUGUCAGGUGUUCCUCACAUGUCAGGUCCACUCUCAGGAGGUCACAUGAACUCCUCGAUGCCGAGUCACAUGCCCCCAGGGCCUCAGAACAGUCACAUCCCCCCAGGGGGUCACAUUACUAACUCAUCAGCGGGGCACAUGAAUCCUGGGGGUCACAUGCCACCAGGAGGACCACCACCUCCUCCAAUGUCUCAGGGAGGACCAGGUGGUGGUCACAUGCCACCAGGACAGAUGAUGUCGAGUUCUGGAGGGAGUCAGAUGCCACCGAACUCGAGUAUGGGACAGAUGCCGAGGGGUCCAGGACCUCACAUGCCGCAGAACGAGAUGAUGCCUGGAGGACAGAUGCCUCAGGCUAAUCCCAAUAUUCAGGGGGGACCUCCAGGCUCCGGAGGGCACAUCCCUCCCAGCCAGAUGUCAGGGGGUCAGAUGAUGCCGUCUGGAGGAAGCCAGAUGCCUCCUGGAGGACCCCAGGGCCCACCAAUGAAUCAGGCGGGCCCUCACAUGCCUCCGAGUCAGAUGAUGCCUGUCUCAGAGUCUAAUCAGAUGUCAGGACCUCCGAUGCCUGGUAAUGGCAGUCAGAUGGGACCAGGGAUGGGUCAGAUGGCGAGUCAGAUGCCUCCGGCUACUCAAAAUCCACCCAUGCAGGGAGGAAUGGGACACAUGAGUGGCCCUCCAGCCUCAGGGCACAUGAACACAACGAUGCCCAGUCACAUGCCUCCUGGGGGGCCUCCUCCUAUGGCUCAAACCAGUCAGCCUCACAUUCCUGGGGGCCCUCCAGGCGCUGCUGCCUCUCACAUGCCUCCAGGCACUCCCAAUGCACAGAUUGGACCUAGUGGGCCCUCACCAAUGAGCCCCAAUAAUUCUACGACACAGGGGGCUCCUGCCACUGGGCCACCCAUGCCUCCCAAUUCUGGACAGGAGAAUCUCAAUGCACUGCAGAAGGCCAUUGACUCCAUGGAAGAGAAGGGCCUUCAGGAGGAUCCUCGUUACUCUCAACUGCUCGCUCUUAGGGCGAAACAGGGCAGUGGAAUGGGCGAGAGGCAGACCUUCAGCUCUCAGCAACUACAGCAACUUCGGGUACAGAUCAUGGCGUACAGAUUACUUGCCAGGAAUCAACCACUUUCACAACAGCUUGCUCUGGCUGUUCAAGGUGGAGCCCCUCCUCCCGGUAUGGGUCAACGCCCAAUCGACUCUUCUCAAGGUCCAGUUCCUUCUUCAGGUCCACAAAUGCCGGGUAUUGGACCGAGUCAGGUACGUCCAGGUAGUCAACCAGUUCAGAGUCAGCCGCAGCCACAGCAACAGCAGCAGCAGCAGCCGCAGCAGCCUAAUCAGAAUCAAAAUCAGCAGCAGCAGCAACAGCAGCAACAACAACAGAAUCAGCAACAGCAACAGCAGAAUCAGCAGCAGCCAGGGGCAAAGACAAAUCGAGUGACAAGUGUAUCAAAGCCAGCAGGUCUCGAUCCUCUGCUGAUCCUUCAGGAGCGUGAGAAUCGUGUUGCAGCGAGAAUUGCCCUGAGGAUGGAGCAGCUCAGUAAUCUUCCUACGAAUAUGCCUGAAGACUUGAGAAUCCAGGCGCAAAUAGAACUACGAAUGUUGAAGGUCCUGAAUUUCCAGCGUCAACUCAGAACGGAAAUUUUGGCGUGCACCAGGAAGGACACCACACUGGAGACAGCUGUUAACGUAAAAGCUUACAAAAGAACAAAGAGGCAGGGAUUGAGAGAGGCACGUGCCACGGAGAAGCUCGAGAAGCAGCAGAAGCUUGAGGCUGAGCGUAAACGUCGGCUCAAACACCAGGAGUUCCUCAGCUCUGUUCUUCAGCAUGGCAAGGAUUUCAAGGAGUUCCACAGGAACAACGUGGCAAAAUUGGCUCGUCUCAAUAAAGCAGUCCUCAAUUAUCAUGCCAACGCCGAGAGAGAGCAGAAGAAGGAGCAGGAGAGAAUUGAGAAGGAACGUAUGAGGCGCCUGAUGGCUGAGGAUGAAGAGGGAUACAGAAAACUCAUCGAUCAGAAGAAGGAUAAACGUCUGGCUUUCCUGUUGUCCCAGACUGACGAGUACAUAUGCAAUCUCACGGAGAUGGUGAAACAACAUAAAAUGGAGCAGAAGAAAAAGCAGGUGGAGGAGCAGAAGAGAAAGAAACAGAAGAAGAAGAAGCUGCAGGAUGGAGAGACCGGUGAGGAUGGCAACCAGGUGGAUCACAGGGUGAGUGUCAUUGAAGUGAACACUGGUAGGACUUUAACUGGGGAGGAAGCACCUCUCAUGAGUCAGUUGAAUGCCUGGCUGGAGGCUCAUCCUGGGUGGGAGGCUGUCGAGUCUGACAGCGAGGAGGAUGAUGAUGACGACGAGGACAACGACGAACGAUCAGAGAGCAAGGAUAAGUCUAAGGAGGGUGCUGAUGAUGCCCACCACACCAUCGCCAAGGCCAAAGUCGAGGACGACGAGUACAAGACUGAGGAGCAGACUUAUUACAGCAUUGCUCACACUGUUCAUGAAGUCGUUACAGAGCAGGCGUCAAUUAUGGUUAAUGGAAACCUCAAGGAGUACCAGAUCAAGGGUCUCGAGUGGCUUGUAUCUCUCUUCAAUAACAACUUGAAUGGAAUUCUCGCUGAUGAGAUGGGACUUGGCAAGACCAUCCAGACAAUUGCCCUUGUCACUUAUCUCAUGGAGAAGAAAAAGGUCAAUGGGCCCUUUUUGAUUAUUGUUCCUCUGUCGACAUUAUCAAAUUGGGUCCUUGAGUUUGAGAAGUGGGCGCCGAGUGUUGUCGUUGUCUCGUACAAGGGAUCACCAGCUGGUAGGCGAGCCAUUCAGUCCCAGAUGAGGGCAACUAAGUUCAAUGUCCUGUUAACUACGUACGAGUACGUAAUCAAGGAUAAGGGGGUCCUCGCAAAACUCCAGUGGAAGUACAUGAUCAUCGAUGAGGGUCACAGAAUGAAGAAUCAUCACUGCAAGCUCACGCAGGUGUUGAAUACUCAUUAUCUCGCACCUCAUAGGCUUCUGCUCACUGGAACACCUCUGCAGAAUAAAUUGCCAGAGCUCUGGGCUCUUCUCAAUUUCCUCCUGCCAUCGAUAUUCAAGUCGUGCAGCACUUUUGAGCAAUGGUUCAAUGCACCUUUUGCCACUACUGGAGAGAAGGUCGAGCUGAAUGAGGAGGAGACGAUUCUUAUUAUUCGUCGUUUGCAUAAGGUUCUUCGGCCGUUCUUGUUGAGACGUUUGAAGAAGGAGGUAGAGUCACAGCUUCCUGACAAGGUCGAGUAUAUCAUCAAGUGUGAUAUGUCUGGACUGCAGAAGGUACUUUAUAAACACAUGCAGAGCAAGGGAGUUCUCCUGACUGAUGGCUCAGAAAAGGGUAAACAAGGAAAAGGAGGUGCCAAGGCUCUUAUGAAUACUAUUGUGCAGUUGAGAAAACUCUGCAAUCAUCCCUUUAUGUUCCAAGCCAUCGAGGAGAAAUAUUGCGAACACAUUGGGGUCCAGGGCUCGGGGGUAGUCACUGGGCCUGACCUCUACAGGGCAUCAGGAAAAUUCGAGCUCUUGGACAGAAUUUUACCGAAGCUCAAGGCCACUAAUCACAGGGUUCUCCUCUUCUGUCAGAUGACUCAAUUGAUGACGAUUAUGGAGGAUUAUCUCAGCUGGCGAGGCUUCAAAUAUCUCAGGCUCGAUGGAACAACCAAAGCUGAGGAUCGAGGGGAUCUCCUGAAGAAGUUCAAUGAUCCAGGGUCUGAUUACUUCCUCUUUCUUCUGUCCACGAGGGCUGGAGGAUUGGGACUGAAUCUCCAGGCUGCUGACACUGUCGUCAUCUUCGACUCUGACUGGAAUCCUCAUCAGGAUCUUCAGGCCCAGGACAGAGCCCACAGAAUUGGCCAGAAGAACGAGGUCAGAGUUCUCAGGCUUAUGACAGUUAAUUCUGUAGAGGAAAGAAUUCUCGCUGCUGCCAGGUACAAGUUAAAUAUGGAUGAGAAGGUCAUUCAGGCUGGAAUGUUCGAUCAGAAAUCGACAGGUUCUGAGAGACAGCAGUUCCUCCAGAGUAUUCUCCAUCAGGACGAUGCAGAUGAUGAAGAGGAGAGCGAAGUGCCUGAUGAUGAUGUCGUUAACAGGAUGAUUGCCAGGAGUGAAGGAGAGUUUGAGAAAUUCCAGAAGCUUGAUCUCGAGAGGAGGAGAGAAGAGGCAAAACUGGGGCCUGACAGGAAGCCUAGACUUCUCGAAGAGACUGAACUCCCUGACUGGCUCGUCAAGGAUGACGAUGAGGUCGAGAGGUGGACCUACGAGGAGGACGAGGAUGCAUUCCUUGGGAGGGGCUCGAGACAGAGGAAAGAGGUCGAUUAUACUGACAGUCUCACUGAAAAAGAGUGGCUCAAGGCCAUCGAUGAUGAUGGAAUUGAAUACGAGGAGGAGGAGGAGGACGACAAGAGAAAGAAGAAGACGAGAAAACGUAAGAAGAAGGGCGAGGAGGACGAUGAGCCUACACCGAAAAAGAGAAGGGGUGGUACUGCUGAUGUCAAGAUGAGAAAGGCUAUGAAGAAGCUACUGAGGAUUGUUGUUAAUUACACAGAAGGAACGGAUGGCAGGACUCUUAGUCAGCCCUUCAUGAAGUUGCCAUCCAGGAGGGAACUUCCUGAUUAUUACGAUGUCAUUAAGAAACCUUUGACUAUUAAUAAACUCAUGCAGAAGGUCGAGGAGGGCAAGUACUCGGAGAUGGAUGAACUCGAGAAGGAUUUCCUCCAGUUGUGCAAGAACGCACAGAUUUAUAAUGAGGAAACAUCACUCAUUUAUGAGGAUUCUAUGGUAUUGCAGAAUGUUUUCGUCGAGGCAAGGCAGAGGCUCGAGAAGGAUGGCAAUAUGUCCGAUGAUGAUGGUGAUGAUGCGGGAUCCGAUGGCGACAGUGUUAGAAUGAAAAUCAAGCUUAAGGGGAGAAAAAGCGAAGGGAGAGGUGCUGGCAGGAGGAAACGAGUCACUAAAAAAUACAUCUCUGAGUCAGACGAUGCUGAUGACAACUAAUUAAUUUUCUCUUAAUUAUUAUUCUUUCGGGUUUUUAUUAUUAUUUUAAUUAUUCGUACGAAAUCGCAGGGGAUAGCUCUCGAAUGACAGCUUUUCUAUUGUACAGUGUCGAUGACUGAAUUCAAGUUGUCUAGAUUUUUUUUGGCUUCUUCAGGGAGUUCUGGGGAUCAGUGGAAUUUCGGGGGAGGAGAGUGAAUGAAUUUUUGAUGAUUGAAGCGAUUGAUUUCAGGUUUUUUUCCAUUUGGGGAGCAGUUUUGAAAUUUGAUCAAUUCAAUUGGUGAAUAAUUUUGAGUUCUGACGGUAUCGAUUUAUUAUGAAAGGUGUUUCAGAUAAUGUAAGGUAGUCAGUGUAUUGUAGUUUAUACUAUUAUAUUCUACGCGUAAGGAAUUUAAUUUGGAAAAUAAAACAUGAGUAAUUAUGGAAAUAUA
Fopius arisanus is the source of this 6096-nucleotide messenger RNA. It is a transcript of the gene brm, whose product is annotated as ATP-dependent helicase brm. Gene Ontology annotation, molecular function: transcription factor binding; histone binding; ATP binding. The coding region runs from base 242 to 5668 and encodes 1808 amino acids. The record is from RefSeq and is a predicted model, not a curated record. NCBI's taxonomy places the organism in Eukaryota, Metazoa, Arthropoda, Insecta, Hymenoptera, Braconidae. The transcript has 4 exons. Gene Ontology annotation, cellular component: nucleus. Gene Ontology annotation, biological process: positive regulation of transcription by RNA polymerase II.